AUGGCUAAGGACACUAAGGUGGAGGACGCUAAGGUGGAGGUCGCUACAGCUGAGGACGCUACGGUGGAGGACGCUAAGGUGGAGGACACUACGGUGGAGGACGCUAUGGCUGAGGACACUAAGGUGGAGGACGCUAAGGUGGAGGUCGCUACAGCUGAGGACGCUAAGGUGGAGGACGCUAAGGUGGAGGACACUAAGGUGGAGGACACUAAGGUGGAGGACGCUACGGUGGAGGACACUAAGGUGGAGGACACUAAGGUGGAGGACGCUAUGGCUGAGGACACUAAGGUGGAGGACGCUAAGGUGGAGGACACUAAGGUGGAGGACACUAAGGUGGUGGACACUAAGGUGAAGGACACUAAGGUGGAGGACACUAAGGUGGAGGACGCUAUGGCUGAGGACACUAAGGUGGUGGACACUAAGGUGGAGGACACUAAGGUGGAGGACGCUACGGUGGAGGUCGCUACAGCUGAGGACGCUACGGUGGAGGACGCUACGGUGAAGGACACUAAGGUGGAGGACGCUAAGGUGGAGGACGCUAAGGUGGAGGACACUAAGGUGGAGGACGCUAAGGUGGAGGACACUAAGGUGGAGGACACUAAGGUGGAGGACGCUAUGGCUGAGGACGCUAAGGUGGAGGACACUAAGGUGGAGGACGCUAUGGCUGAGGACGCUAAGGUGGAGGACGCUAAGGUGGAGGACACUAAGGUGAAGGACGCUAAGGUGGAGGACACUAAGGUGGAGGACGCUAUGGUGGAGGACGCUAAGGUGAAGGACACUAAGGUGGAGGACGCUAUGGCUGAGGACGCUAAGGUGGAGGACGCUAAGGUGGAGGACACUAAGGUGAAGGACGCUAAGGUGGAGGACGCUACGGUGGAGGACACUAAGGUGGUGGACACUAAGGUGAAGGACACUAAGGUGGAGGACACUAAGGUGGAGGACGCUAUGGCUGAGGACACUAAGGUGGUGGACACUAAGGUGGAGGACACUAAGGUGGAGGACGCUACGGUGGAGGUCGCUACAGCUGAGGACGCUACGGUGGAGGACGCUACGGUGAAGGACACUAAGGUGGAGGACACUAAGGUGGAGGACACUAAGGUGGAGGACGCUACGGUGGAGGACACUAAGGUGGAGGACACUAAGGUGGAGGACACUAAGGUGGAGGACACUAAGGUGGAGGACGCUAUAAAGGUGGAGGACGCUAAGGUGGAGGACGCUAAGGUGGAGGACGCUAAGGUGGAGGACGCUAAGGUGGAGGACGCUAAGGUGGAGGACGCUAAGGUGGAGGACACUAAGGUGGAGGACACUAAGGUGGAGGACGCUAUAAAGGUGGAGGACGCUAAGGUGGAGGACACUAAGGUGGAGGACGCUAAGGUGGAGGACACUAAGGUGGAGGACACUAAGGUGGAGGACACUAAGGUGGAGGACACUAAGGUGGAGGACGCUAUAAAGGUGGAGGACGCUAAGGUGGAGGACGCUAAGGUGGAGGACGCUAAGGUGGAGGACGCUAAGGUGGAGGACGCUAAGGUGGAGGACACUAAGGUGGAGGACGCUAUAAAGGUGGAGGACGCUAAGGUGGAGGACGCUACGGCGGAGGACACUAAGGUGGAGGACGCUAUGGCUGAGGACACUAAGGUGGUGGACACUAAGGUGGAGGACACUAAGGUGGAGGACGCUACGGUGGAGGUCGCUACAGCUGAGGACGCUACGGUGGAGGACGCUAUGGUGGAGGACACUAAGGUGGAGGACACUAAGGUGAAGGACGCUAAGGUGGAGGACGCUAAGGUGGAGGACGCUAAGGUGGAGGACACUAAGGUGGAGGACGCUAAGGUGGAGGACGCUAAGGUGGAGGACGCUACGGUGGAGGACGCUAUAAAGGUGGAGGACGCUAAGGUGGAGGACGCUACGGCGGAGGACACUAAGGUGGUGGAGCUCUGA
Molecule: messenger RNA, 1938 nt
Organism: Bolinopsis microptera
Lineage: Eukaryota; Metazoa; Ctenophora; Tentaculata; Lobata; Bolinopsidae
Product: probable serine/threonine-protein kinase kinX
Exons: 4
Coding region: 1-1938 (645 amino acids)
Source: RefSeq, a predicted model, not a curated record